AUGGCCACAACCCCCACCGCAACAUUCGAGGAAUUGCACGUUGGAGAUGUGAUUCUCAAGCGUGUUACAACGGACGGUUCGCCAUCCACUUUCAUGGUGCAGUUUACCUGGGAUCUAUGCGCAGAACACCGAGUGGGGCAGGGGCACUGUGGAGCGGAGAAUCAGGGCACCACCACGAAGAGGCAGCGUCUAGCGAGUCAGAAGAGCAACCGGAUCACUAAGCACAAGGACAAAUCAACCUCAACUUCAAGGAGGGCGAGGUACACCCCGGCAGACGACGCAACGAUCCUUCGGCUAAAGGGGCAGGGGCUUUCUUGGAUCGAGAUCGCCGAGCAGUUCCCAGGGCGCAGUGCCGGGGCUAUCCAGUUGAGAUAUUAUACUAAGCUCAAAAGGGAGGAGGAGUGGGAGGUCGAGGCGAUGUGCCGGCAUAGAACGCGGGAUGACGGCGACCUGGAACUGCUGGUAAGAUGGACGGGUGGAGAGGAGACAUGGGAGCCCUACGAGAACAUGGCAGAGAACAUGGCAGAGACGCAGGCGCUUGACGAGUAUGAGCAUCUUCAUGCGCACGAGACGUGCCCAGGUGUUGGAUAUGCAGCAAAGACACCGCUGCCCAAACAGGCAAGGUUGCUCUCCAUUCCAUUUCGAGUGGGCGAUGGCGAUCCCGUUGACGCCGCAACCGGUACUGCAAAGGGGGCCUCGAUCCACCAGUCGGCAAAGGAUUGCCUGGAGAAGCAAGGUCGCGCUGGCUUGCUGCAUCCUUGCUCUCCAGAAUAA
Molecule: messenger RNA, 774 nt
Organism: Podospora anserina S mat+
Lineage: Eukaryota; Fungi; Ascomycota; Sordariomycetes; Sordariales; Podosporaceae
Exons: 1
Coding region: 1-774 (257 amino acids)
Source: RefSeq, a predicted model, not a curated record